This is a messenger RNA of Daldinia vernicosa, 981 nucleotides long. RefSeq lists its product as uncharacterized. Lineage: Eukaryota; Fungi; Ascomycota; Sordariomycetes; Xylariales; Hypoxylaceae. The transcript has a single exon. The coding region runs from base 1 to 981 and encodes 326 amino acids. The record is from RefSeq and is a predicted model, not a curated record.
AUGAAUUUCCCGUUCGAGUUCGAGAGCUGUCGGGGCUGGGCUGGUAAUUUUCCUUGCGUCUUCGGGCCUACCGAGGGGUGCUCUUGCCAUAACCCACAUAAACAACUAAUCGCGUAUAACAAAUGCAUUCCAUCUGACAAGAAGCCCCUCGGCCUUGUGCUGCGGUUCACUGAGUCGUACAAGCAAGGUGCGGUGGGAUACGAUAAGGCUCGGGACGGCGAACAGAUAUGGUCUUCAUUACAUCUGGACCACUCCACUGCUGAUCCGCUUGAUCCUAUUCACCCUUCCAUCCGCUAUGCUCUGGCAUACUAUCAUCUCCAUUGGGUUCAGACCGCAGCAUUACUCAAGAUACAAAGAGCAAGAACCAAAGCCUUAGCGUGUCGCGGAAUCGUGGCCGGGGAUGGGAACAAGCGGCCGGAAUUUCGGUACUGGGCUCAACCUUACUGGUACAAGGGCUCAUUUUAUAUUCAGCAAGUGAUCCGAUUUACAAUCGAACCGAAGAAACGGAAAUUUCUGUUCGGAGACGAGUAUGCCAUACUGGCAUAUUCCCCGAAGGAUUGGACGUUCAGGACUUGCCCGCACUACCGGCAGCGCUUUCAACAAUAUGAGUUCCGAGAGACGCGAGGACUUAUAAAAGCGGGCAUGUCAUAUGUAUCGAAGUGGCGCAACUCUUCAGGAGACUCGGUUAGGAAAUGGACCAAGUGGCGCAGCAUAUAUGGACCUAGCAGCCAUACUCACAGCUGUCGGUUUUGUUGCACUGAUACUUGCGUGGACAUAGACCUGGUUAAGGACAAGAUCGUGGUCCAUAUAUGGGUAUGGAAAGAUCUCGGAAAGGCGCUCAGCCCAUUUGAUCCGAAAUGGAUCUCGGCCCUUCGCCCCGAGGCAUCCGUUUGGAGCCGGUCGCGGGCUGAGGCGGCUGGCAAUAAAGUGCGGGCCGCAGUUCUUGCAGCAAUACGUGAAGAAUCUGGGCAACCGAUCUGA